Molecule: messenger RNA, 875 nt
Organism: Durusdinium trenchii
Lineage: Eukaryota; Dinophyceae; Suessiales; Symbiodiniaceae
Source: the annotation of a GenBank genome assembly
CUUGUAUGGUGCCAGCAUGGUCAAACUUUGUUGCUUUGGGCUUUUUGUCGACUUUUUGGCUCAAGCCACAAGCAAGGAGGGCUCGUUGUCUUCUUUGGCAUUUGGUAUAUUUAGAGCCAUGAAAAGAUCCUUGCUGCGGGCUGCUCAGCCAUUGAAGCUCUACCAGUAUGCAAUUUGCCCCUUUUGCAACAAGACAAAGGCCGCACUAGAUUUUCUGAAAGUUCCAUACCAGUCAGUGGAAGUGGAUCCUUUGACAAGAUCGCAGAUCAAGUUCUCCAAGGACUACAAGAAGGUGCCCAUCGCUGUGUUUGCAGAUGGGACUGUGGUUGGUGACUCGACAAAGAUUGUCGACAAGGUUGCUGGCUCAGAGGGGACUCUGGCAAGUGCGGAAGUGGAUGGGAGCCACUUCUUAAGCAGUGAGGCUCGACGCUGGAACUCUUGGUGUGAUGAAAAGUUUGCUGUUUGCGUGUACCCAAACAUUACGCGUAGUGUGUCCGAGUGCUGGACCGCUUUGGGUUACUUGCAAAAGUGCCCGGAAUUCUCCCAAUCGCGUGCUGUGGCGACUCGCGCACUGGGUGCACUAGGCAUGGCAGCUGCUCACGGCAAGAUCAAAAAGAAGUACAAGAUGGACGAUGAGCGUGAUGCUUUGUUCGCGGCUGUUGAUACAUGGACCAGCGAAGUUGGCAGCAAAUCUUUUCGUGGUGGCGAUAAGCCGGACCUUUCUGACCUGGCUGUUUUUGGUUGUAUUCGAGGGCUAUCAGAUCUUCCACUUUUCGCUGAGAUGACUGAACACAAGGCAUUUGGCCCUUGGUUCAAGCGAGUGGCAGAGGUUGUCCAGGCAAAGCUUGUACGCUGAGUAUGCCGACACUGAAAAA